Messenger RNA from Closterium sp. NIES-65, 5298 nucleotides. NCBI's taxonomy places the organism in Eukaryota, Viridiplantae, Streptophyta, Zygnematophyceae, Desmidiales, Closteriaceae. The record is from the annotation of a GenBank genome assembly.
AUGCAGGGACGAGUGUAUUACAGCAACCCCCAGCAGCAGCAGCUCCGGGCUCUCAGGGAGUCUCAGCGGGGAGAGGCAGGAGCAGCAGCAGCAACAGCAGCAGCAGCAGCAGCAGCAGCAGCAGCAGCAGCAGCAGCAGCAGCAGCAGCAGCAGCAGCAGCAGCAGCAGCAGCAGCAGCAGCAGCAGCAGCAGCAGCAGCAGCAGCAGCAACAGCAGCAGCAGCAGCAGCAGCAGCAGCAGCAGCAGCAGCAGCAGCAGCAGCAGCAGCAGCAGCAGCAGCAGCAGCAGCAGCAGCGGCAAGAGGAGGAAGCGUCCUCCCCCUUCCCUCUCAUGCUUCCCCCGCUCCCCCUGGUGCCCCUUCUCCUCCCCCUGGUGCUCCCCCCGUUCCCCCUCGUGCUUCCCCCGCUCCCCCUGGUACCCCCCCUCCCCCUUCCGCCCCCGGCCCCCUCGGUUUCCCCCUUGAUGCAGCCACGGCUGCUGCAGUGCAGCAUGCAGCGGUUACUGUAGCGGAUCAGGUCCCCAAAGACUCGAUUCUGUGGGCGGCAGUGGCAGAACAGAAGGUGGAAAUUCUGGAGAGAGCACUGGAGGAGACAAAGGAGCGAGCUGUUGCAAUGAUGGAGCGACUGAGGUUGAAUGCCGAGGCUAAGCAUAAGGCGAUGGAGCAAGAGCUAGAGGAAGAGAGGAGGCGAGUGGAGGAGCUGCAGGGGCGGCUCAAAGCAGCUGAGGCCAGGCGGAACAGCAGCAGCAGGGGCAUCGCUACCGUGCCUCCCCCUGUCCCUCCCUUCAAUCCUCCCCAUGCUGCUGCGCCAGCAGCUGCAAAUGCACCUGGCGAUGCUGCGCCUGCAGCUGCAGCAGCUUCUGCAGCAGCUCCUCCUGUAAGUCCGAGCCAGGCCCAGCUGCUGAAGGCCUUCCCCUCCUCUUCCAGCCUCAGUGGGGGCGAUGCCACUGCUGCUGCUGCCACAGGUGCUGCUGGUGGUACUGGUGGUGGUACUGGUGCUGGUACAGGUGGCUUGGGAGGAGGGCUAGGUUUGGGAGCAGCAGGGUUGGGAAGCGGGUUAGGUUUGGGAGCAGCAGGGUUGGGAGGAGGAGGUGGAGGGGGAGGAGUGAGAGCAAUCUCUCUCUCCCCUGCUGUGGGAUUCGGCCUGCACCACCUCUUGUCUCCUCGUCGAGCACCUGAUUCUCCUGCCGGUGCUGCCCGUGCUGCCAGUGCUGCUGCCGGUGCUGCUGCCGGUGGUGCUGCCGGUGCGGCCGGUGCUGCUGGUGCUGCCAGUGGUGCUGCCAGUGGUCCGGGAGCAGGAGGAGGAAGGUUCCAGCCACCAGCUGAGGAGGGGGGGGUGGUGGAGGUAGCAGUAGGGGCGCUAGACCCAUCUCUGCUUGGUCCUUGGGCUUUAAGCAGGUUCUUCACUAACAAUCAGAGUGUUCCUCUGCCCAGUGCAGAGGCAGCGCUUUCAGGGCCGAGGGAAAGCCGGCCAGACAAUUGGCAGGCUGGUGGUCAUGGCAGUCCUCACCUGCAGACGCAGCAGCUGCUUGGCAUCCACAAUUUCCCGGUGGUGCAGGGGCAGCAGCAGGUGGGCAGCAGCAGCAGCAGCUUACCUGAGCAAGGGCAGCAGCUGAGUAGCAGCAGCUUUCGGGUUCCUGGUCAGCAGGUCGCGAGGAUUUUCUUGGAAGGUUCUCAGGCGGAUCAGGUUGCGGCCCAGGUUUCAGCAAGGGACGCUGGUGGGGGCGAGCGAGAGUGGCUGGGAGAAGGGGAGGAGCGGGUGGAGCAGGGUGGGAAGGAGGGGGCUGGUGCGUUGAGAGGGGAUGGGGCGUCAAAGCAGGCUGGAUUUGGUGCUUUUGCUGCUGCUGCUGGUGCAGCUGGCAGUGCUGCUGGUGGUGGUGCAUCUGCUGGUGGUGGGGGGAUUGGGGGUGGCGGGUUAGGUGCUGCUCUUUCCCUCGGCCUAGGGCCACCAGAGGUUAGGAGACCAGGAGAGACAGGAGAGACAGCUGACACUAGACCAGCUGACUCUACUACCCCAGCCUCAGUUGAGCCUUCGGCUGUAGCAGAGGCAGUAGCAGCAGCAGCAGGAGGAGGUGUAGCAGCAGUAGCAGCAGCAGCAGCAGGAGGAGGAGGAGGAGGAGGAGGAGGAGGAGGAGGAGGAGGAGGAGGAGGAGGAGGAGGAGGAGGAGGAGGAGGAGGAGGAGGAGGAGGAGGAGGAGGAGGAGGAGGAGGAGGAGGAGGAGGAGGAGGAGGAGGAGGAGGAGGGGCAGGAGGGAUAGCAGCAGAAGAAGCAGCAGCAGCAGGAGCAGCAGUAGGAAGAGGAGCAGUACGAGCAGCAGCAGCUGAUGUGGCAGGCACUGCAGAGGAUUCAGAGCAUACAGAGACAGCAGAUGAAGGGGGGGAGGGCGAGAAGGAGGAGCAAGGGGAGGAGGCGGUUAGUGGGUGGGUUGCAGGUGCUGACACGGGUACUGUUGGGGUAGCACCUGUUGCAACGGGGGUAGAAGGCAAAAAAGCCCAAGGAGGCGAGGGCAGAGUGAAGAAACCUAAGGAGAAAGUGAGGAAGCCUGAGAAAGGGCAGGUAGGGCAAAAGGGGAAGGCAGGAUUGGGUCCUGGGGCAGGUGCUGCUGCUGCUGCUAGUGCUUCUGGUGCUGCUGGUGCUGCUGGUGCUGCUGGUGCUGCUGGUGCUGCUGGUGCUGCUAGUGCCAAGGCGGGUGCAAAACGGGUGAAAACGGUGGGGAAGGAUGGGGCGAGAGGAACAGGAGAGGGGGAAGAGGUCGAGGGGAUACAAGCCAAAGUGGUGACAAAGAGAAAGGCAGCAGGGACGGAUGAUGGAGGAGUUAAGAGGAAAAAGGCAAAGGUUGCAGCAGGUGUUGUGGGGUUGGAGGUUGGUGGAGGUGCGGAGGGGUUGGAGGGGGUAGAAGGGGUAGAAGGGGGAGUUGGGAGUGGAAGAGAGGGGGUUGAGUCGGGAAAACAGGAGAAAGGAAAGAAGCAGGGGAAGGACAAGAAAGUGAAAGUGACAAGUGGGAACAUAGUGGGCAAGAGAACUUUUCAAGAGGCAGAAGAGGCUUCGGGCAGGCCAAAAAAGAAAGAGCCGAAGGCAAAAAAGGCUGGAGGGGCAGGAGAAGGGGCAGACGCUGCAGAAGCAGUGGAGGAGAAUGGGGAAGGUUUUGUACCUGUUACUGAGUCAGCUAGUAAAGGGGAUGAGAAGGUUACUCCCCUGGGUGGCUCGGCAGCAGCAGCGGCAUCGAGUCUAGAGCUGCUGCUAAUGGGUGUGGACGCUGUAAGCAGAUUGGAGGAAAUGGAGGAGAAGGAGGAGAAGGAGGGGGAGAAACGAUCCGAGUCUGCUAAUGAGGCGGCUGCGCCUGCUGCUGUUAGGGAAGGGCAUGCGGAGCAGGAGAGAAGGGAGGAGGCGGAGGAGGAGGAGGUGGAGGAGGAGAGAGAGGAGGAAAGGGGUCGGGAGUUGGCUGGAAUGCCGUGGGUGGUGAAGAGAGCAGAUGGGGUGAAGAGGAAGAGAGUAGAUUCGGUAGAAAGGGUGAUGGAGCGGGCUUCAGCUAGUGAUGAGGCAGCAGCGGCAGGGGCGGGGGCAGGGACUGAAGUGUCGCCUAAUGAACGGGGGAGGAGCAGGAAGGAAGGGAAGGGAGAGAAGAGAGAGAAAGAACAUAAGGGAGAGAAGGUAGGGAAGGGAGAGAAAGGGGAGAAGGGAGAGAAGAAAAAGGAGGGACCUUCAGUCCGGGGUAAAGGAACCAAGGGAACAGAGGGUGCUGGGGCAGAUUCGGAAGUUACCCCUUCUGAGGUGCGACCAAGUAAGGUGAUGAAACAGACAGGUGUGAAUCAAGGAGAGCCUUCAGACGCACCAGAGGCUCGAAAGCAGUACAUGGGGGUGCUGCUGGGUGGGGUGGGGUUGAAGGGGGACCAGAAAAGGCAAGUGAAGAAGCAAGUAAAGAAGGGAGAAAAGGAGGAGGAAAAGAAGGGAGAGAGUGUGGUUCAGAAACCGCCUACGGGACGAAUUGUUGCUGUUGGUGGGCCUAAGGGUUUGCUUGCGGCCUCGCGAAAACCUUCUACUGGUCCUAAAACUGACUCUAGACUCAAGGGUGCUGCAAAGAAAAUCGCUGCUGGUACGGGCGCUGCUGUUGCUGCUGCUCCUGCUGGUGCUGCUGCUGCUGCUGCUGCUGCUGGUGUUGAUGCCAAUGCUGGUGCAGCUGGGGUGCUGAAACGAGCUCUGGCUAUGGUGCGGGAACGGGACGGGGGAGAAGAGGAGAGCAGAGAGCAUGAGGAGCAGCAGCAGCAGCAGCAGCAGCAGCAGCAGCAGCAGCAGCAGCAGCAGCAGCAGCAGCAGCAGCAGCAGCAGCAGCAGCAGCAAGGGGGGAGUGAGGAGGAAGAGGAGCAAGAGAAGGAGGAAGAAGAGGAGCAAGAGGAGGAGGAGGAGCAACACUCAGGAAUCGAUGGCAAGGGGGAAGAGAGAGGUACAGAGAAGGCCAGGGGCAGAUCAGGCAGUUCCGCUGCUGCUGCUGCCUUGAGCCGUCAGCGUGGUGGCACCGGUGGGCGUGGGCUAGCAGUUAGGUCUCCAGGAAAGGCUAUCAAAGAGCCGCGUCUCACGAUUCAAAGGCCUGGGAUCCCACUGAGAGGGUCAGGAGUUACAGUGAGAGGGAUGGGGCUCCGUGGUAGGUGGUCGGGAAGAUGGAAUGCGCGUGCUAUCAUAGCAGGAAGGGCUGGGGCGGGAAUGAGGUAUGGGGAUAGGGAAGAGGAGGGUGAACGGGGUAAAGAGGAGGAGGAGGAGGGAGAAGGGAGUAGGGAGGAUGAAGGGGAUAGGGAGGAGGUGGGUGGGGAUAAGGAGGAGGGAGGAGGCGGGAGUGAGGAGGAGGUGGAAGGGAGGGAGGAGGAUGGGGAAAGAGAGAGAGGGGGGGAGGAGGAGGAGGAGGAAGAGGCAGUGGUGUUGCUUGAUGAAGGGGAAGAGGAGGAGGAGGAAGAGGAGAGUGAGAGGGAUGAGGAUGGAAGGUGGAGCGGAGAGGCAACAGAGAGAGCAUCUGGAGGGUCUGGUGGUGCUGCUGCGGCGGCUGCUACUGCUAGUGGUGGUGCUAGUGGUGGUGGUGCUAGUGGUGGUGGUGGAGGAGGGGUGGUUUCAGCGAGAGGAUCAGGGCGACGGAAGUCUAAACCAAGCUCAUCAAAUGCUGCAGCUGCUGCUGUAGGUGGUGCUGCUGGUGGUGCCGGUGGUGGUGCUGGUGGUGGAAAAGAGGGGGCUCAAGAGGCGACAAGGCCCACACGGCACAGCAAGAGACUGGGAGUUCGACAGUCAAUUGGAAAGCGAUGGUACGACGAUUAG